AUGGCUGAUGAUUUCAAGUUGUCCGAAAAUCUCCAAGAUUUAGCUCAAGAUGGCAGCUUAAAAGAUUCUCAGUUGAUAUGAAGAAUCUGUCAAGCUCUCCCUUCACUCCCUCAGAGCCAGCAACUUUCAAUAAUCGACCAAUUAUUGGAUAUUGCCCGAUGCAAGCAAUACAACCCAUCCUUAAUUUUAUCUCUAUCAAUGCGGAGCCCAAUUGAUAAUCGGAAAGAAUAUUUACUCAACAAUCUUAUAAAACAUAUGGUUUUUGCUGAGCCAGAAGUCCAAGAAAAAUUGUCCGAGCUUAUUUCCUUCUUAAUUCACUCAGUUGGGGCUAAUUUAAGACACACACACUUUGUUUUCCAGAUUUUAGCUAAUAAUCAGCUUGACUAUAAGUCAAUAACAGCAGCAAUUCGAGUACUCCAAGUUUUGAUUUCUCCAAAUAAAUCAUCUGAACCUUAUUCCUAUUUUUAUUUUACAGGCCGAGGGUGUGGGCUGCAAAUUACCCAAAAGAAGCCAACUAUUUUUCCGUUUAAAAACGCAAUUUCUAUAUGUUUAUGGUUCAGGUUGGAAAAAACAUCAGAAGAAGUGUCGAGAUUAUUUACAUUUCACUCGCAAGGAAAUGGUGGGGUUGAGGCUUAUUUUGUUGAAAAUACCCUUUAUUACCGCUCGUUAGGGACUGAUUAUAAUCCACCUGGAAAAGGAUCAAAUGGAAUCAGAAUUUUCGAGUUUGCGACUGAGGAAUGGAUAUUUUUAGCAUUGGAAAAUGAAAAACAAAAAUAUGGGAAAAAACAGCUUAGAGUGGCUGUUAAUGGAGAAGAAAUAUGCAACACUACAAUGGAUUUUCCGAAAAUAAAAGACAAUGCAGAGCUUACCCUUGCUGCUGUAGGAUUAAAUUUUACAGGAGAAAUAUCAGCAAUAAUGGUGUUCAGCGAGCUUAUUUCUAUGCAGAAAAUGAAAUUGAUUUUUCAAAAAUAUUCAACGUGAGGACCACAAGGCCACGAAUCACUAAGAUCAUUGUGCAGAGUUGUAGAUAAAAGCUUAGGGAAAAAACUGGUGAUGUUUUAUCACCCAUUACACACUUAUCAAAAUAUAGUUUAUGAUGGACAGAAUUUUGCUGAUGGAAAACUUUUUGGGGUAUCUGGUGUUAAAGCAAUAAAUAUAAAUAGAAUUUCUAAUAUUGGAGGUAUAGGAGCAUUGCUACCUAUAUUAGAAAAAAUCAAAGCAGUCCGCGACAAUAAUGGUGAAUUACUAUUAGAAUGGAUGAUGCUACUUAUAAUUUCUCUGCAAGACCUCCCAGAAAACCAAAAAGAAGCUACCUCAAUUAAUUUUUUCAGAUGUGUGGCCGAAAUUCUAAUCGGUUUUGACAAAAGUAAUAUCAAUGAUACCAUCAUUGAUAUGCUUGAGCAGGUAUACAGCAUUUGUGCAUUUGGUAAACUAAAAGACCAGUUGGUAAACCAUCUGCUUUGGUGCGUAGAAAUAUGAAAGGAAACAGACCACGUAGUGCAAAACCAGCUAUACAAACUUAUAAGAAAACUGUAUAAUAAAUCAAGCAGAGAAGGAAACAAAUUUAAAGAAACCAUAAAAAUCCUGGAUAUCGUGAUAGAGCAUUAUAAUUUAAAAGAAAAUAUUGAUGAAGAUACAAAGAAACAUAUUUCUGAUAUUAUAUCAAUAAUAGAAAUAUGCUUGAUUUCUGGAGGGGAAGAAACUGCAUCUGAUAUUGAACAGAUUGUGUCUGUCUUAUAUAGUAAGCCAAGCACAUUUAUACAAUAUAACUUAUUGCAGCUUUUAAAGAAACUUAUUAAUGAAAAAACAGAAGAAAUGUUAGGGGUUUCUCCAUUAAUGUUCGCAAAGCACUUUGUAGAGGCAGCUGGGCUUGAAUUGCUUUUAUAUCUAAUUUCUUCUUCUUCGACAGAAAUCAGAGGAUACUGCUUAUCAAUAAUAUCAAGUCUUUAUAAUCUGCCUUUAAAACAAGUACAAAUUGGAAACCAAAAAGACGUUUUUACCUUCAUCAGCUCAAUUAUACUUCCUCAUCGCAGAAGAUUAAGUGAACAGUUCAAGCCCUGGCAGCUGAGAAAUAACUCAGUCCUUUCAGACAUUUUUAAGACUUCUGUGAAAACCAAAAUAGACUCUUUAAACAAUAAAGACUAUGAAGAAGAAACUGGUAUCAGGCCAAGGCUUUCCCUUGACAAUGCAAUUAUGCCUGAUGACCAUAGAGGUGUAAAACCAAUCCAAUUUUUAAAUUACGUAGAAGAAGUCCAUCAAGAAAGCAGCACUAUUUCUAAUAUUAUAGGAAAUGAAGAUUAUAUUGCACAAACUGAGGUGGAGCUGCCUUCAGAUCUUGAAGAAAAAGAACAGAAUAUGCUAUUCACAAGAGAUCAGCCAAGGCAUAAUUCUGCAACUGUAUAUGCUAUAAAUGACCAAUAUACAGCUAGGAAAAACGAAGAGGAAGGAGUUUAUUAUGCAGUCCUAGAAAUUAUGCUGAACAAGCCAUUUGGCGGACAAAGCAUUUUGGAUGAUUUUGAUUACAUUCAGAACAAAACUGGGCUGUUUUUAUUUGAAGAAACUGUUUCAAGAGGCUCAUUAGAGCUCAAGCAUAGAGCUGUCCAAGAUCUUUUAAUGCUGACUAAAUGAAAUAUAGAAAACGCUAAUAUUUUAGCACAGGAUUCUGAUUGGCAUUAUUGGUUACUUAACCUCUUGUGUGAAACCCCUGAAACUGAGGAUACAGGGGUCGCUGUUUAUGAUAUAGGAACAAGGGCUCAUAAUAUUGUGAUGAAGCAAGCUGUCUUGGCUGAUGAUGAAGGCUGAAGACACCUUCGAAGACUUAUUUAUUGAUAUGAAAAAAAUCGAACAAUUGACAAUUCCAGAACUCUUAUAAGAUCACUAUUAGAAAAACUAAUGGAGUCUCUUCAGUCCAUUUCCAUGGGCUGCAGACCAUCAAUUACCUCAAUUUUGUGGAAGAAUUUAAUCAAUACUAGCUAUUUAUUAGAAGAAUUCGUAAUUUAUUCGAAAAUCAGAUCAGAAGACAGCUAUGGGCAGUAUUUAGUGUACUGCGGCCUUGAAUGGGAAGAUGCUUCUAUUAUGGAAAAAUAUUUCUCUUUAUUAGACCCUAUCUGGCCAUCUGCUUUAUUCCAAGACAAUUUGAUGGAGCCUGACCACAUCCAGCUGCUUACUCCCCCCCCCCCCUCCGUGAGCGAACAAAAAAAUUUUGUUCGCUCACGGAGGGGGGUUAAUUUUUUUUUUUUAAAAAAAAUUUAUAUAUAAUUUUAUAAAAAAUAUUUUUUUUCGAAAUUUAAAAAAAUCCUAAUUUGCAAAAAUUGGGAAGCAAAUAUUUAAUUUAAUUUGCAAAAUUUAUGUUUUAAAACGCAAUUUGUUUAAAAUUAAACAGAAUUAGCUCUAGAUUUCAUUAUACUAAUUAUCACUUAUAUAUCAAAAUUUUUUUCCAUUAAAAUUUUUUCUAUUAAAAAAAAUUUUUUUUGUUCACUCACGGAGGGUGGGUUUUUGGUCAAAAAAUGGCGAUUUUUCUAAUGGUUUUGUUCGCUCACACGAGGGGGGGGGGGGAGUUAGCUCUAUUAAAAGAAAUGAUAAUUUAUUUAAGACUGACAUACAAAUUCUCCAAUGGGAACCCCCAAAUGAUAUAAAAGCCAGAGGAUGGUUUAUUAAAGUAGUUUUGCAUUUAGCAGCAUCAGCUUUAAAAGCCACUGCAAAUAGUGAACAAAUCGACAAAUGGCUUUCAGAGAUUAUAAAAAUUGUAAAAUUCAUAUUAUUGGUAUCAGAAUCAGGGAAAAAAUCAUUGACAAGUUCUGGAGCUAAAGCAUUUUCACAGUGUAUUAUUUAUGUUAUAGGUGUUUUAGUCAGCUAUAUCAAUGAUUUAAGAGGCCACCCGGUUACCAAAAAAUUACAAGACAGUUGCAUUGAUGUGCUUAAGUUUGUAUUUGCGGUAUAUGAUAUGGGAAGAUCUGAUUGGCCUCAAGGCUUCAAAGGGUUUAUCAGGGCUGGAUUUACACCUGUUAGUGUUGCUGAAGAAGUUGUUGCAUUUUUAGUACAAAAUGUCCCAGAAUUCGAACUAAUCGAUGUAAAUUUCAGUGGACAUUAUAUAGGCUUAGAAGGCCUUCUAAUGAAAGAAGAAUGACGAAUUGCCUUGCUUAACGCCUCUCUCCCAAUUUUUGAGCUUUUUGAAAGCCGCACAAGAGCAAGUUUAAUAUGCCAGCACAGAGAAAAAGUUGCAGAAAAGCUUACAAAAGAUAAAGAAAAUUAUUUAAAACAGUCAGAAGAAACCAAUGCCCAAAUGCAUAGAUUUGUACUAAAUACAGCUUCAGAAAAAUCAGAUGAAGUCGACAAAACAAUCAGCACAGUUUUAGCACAAAGCAAAGAAAAAUCAAAAAAAAGGAAAGCUGUGUGAAGCAAACAGCUAAAAAUACUAACUGAAUGAAGAGGUCCUUGGCAAGUCUUAAACCAAAAACUCAGUUUUGAGCCUUAUCAAGCAAUGGAUUGUAAUUUGUCGAGAAAUUUUUUGAAAAAGAAAUCAGACCAUUAUGAUUUUUAUUUGAUAAAGCAUAGGACACAAAUAACGGCACCUAAUCCUCAGCUUUUGAAUGAAAUUAAUCCGAAUAUACUUAAAAAAGAUUUGACGGAAGAAGUUGAUGAAGAAGAUGAGGAGAGAACGCUUCCAGAGACUGAAGACUCGAUGUCGUUGAAGUUUUCAUUUACAGCUCAUGCAGAUAGUCCACUUUUAAAUACUGUUGCAAAAGAAACUGUAAUACAGGUAGAAGUUGGGAUAAUUAAGCUACUAACAAUCCAAUAUGGACUUCUUCAGGUCACAUACACGAAAAAAGAACAAAAAAUCAGAUUUUUGCUAGAUCAGAGAAUCCAAAAUAAAUUUUCAUCACAUGUAGAGCUAUUUCAUUAUAUUCCAUCACCUAAUAAACCAUUGAUCAAGGAAUGAAAUUUAGAUUUAUUGAGCUAUGUUUUCCCUAAAACUUAUAUCAUGAGACAUACAGCUGCAGAGUUCUUUUUCAAUGAUGGAAGAAGCGUUCUGGUUAACUUCGCUAGCCACAAAGACAGGCUGAAUUUUGUUACCCAUGUGAAGAAAAUCAGAAAAAGUGCAGUUCCAAGACUUCAGCUAUUUAAAAAGCCAAACCCAAUAAAAUUAGUAGCAGAAAGCGGUAUGACAGAAAAAUGGGUGAAUUGGCAUAUAAGCAACUUUGAAUAUUUGAUGUUUUUGAAUUUUGCAGGAGGAAGGUCUUAUCACGAUUUAACCCAAUAUCCUGUAUUUCCAUGGGUAAUCAGAGACUACUCAUCGCCUGUUCUAGACCCUGAAGCCUCCUUAAGAGAUCUCAGUUUAAACAUGGGAAGCCUUGGCAAGCCUGAGAGAACUCAAUCAUUUAUAGAAAGAUAUAACUCAUUUUCUUCUAACGACGAUACCCCUUCUUUCCAUUUCGGCUCACAUUAUAGCAACCCAGGAAUUGUUUUGCAGUAUCUAGUCCGCUUAUUCCCAUACUCAGAAGGUGCCAAAGAGCUUCAAGGCGGCCAUUUUGAUUUGCCGGACCGUCUUUUUAACUCAAUUAGUGAGUCUUUUCAAUCAGCUACUGAAGAUAUAUGUGACGUCCGUGAAUUAAUUCCAGAGUUCUUUGUAUUGCCUGAUUUCUUAUUAAAUAAAGAAGAAUACCACUUUGGAACGACUCAGACAGGCAAAGAAGUAUGGGACGUUACACUGCCAGCAUGGGCAUCUGACGCAUAUGAGUUUGUAAGGAUUAAUAGAGAAAUUCUUGAGUCAAAUGAAGUGUCUAAAAAUAUUCAUAAGUGGAUUGAUUUAAUUUUUGGGUUUAAACAGAUAGGAAAAGAUGCAAAAGAAUCUAUGAAUUUGUUUUAUUAUAUGACAUAUGAAAAUAGUAUUGAUCUUGAUAAAGUCGAAGACCCUUCAUUAAGAGCUGCAGUUGAAGCCCAAGUCGUCAAUUUUGGGAAAACCCCUUCACAGCUAUUUACUAAGCCUCAUCAUCCUAAAGAAGACUUUAGAAGAAUCACCUCAGGCCCUACAAUAGUGUCCAAAGAAAGUGUGGAGCUGAAAACGUAUUUUCCAUCAAAUAGAAAAGCUCUAUUAAGACCUGAAAAUUUAAUAAGCUACUUUGACUUGUCAGAAAGAUCAAUAAUCAAAGCGAAAUUUUACAAAGACAAAGAUAUAAUAGCUAUUAGAAAUAAUGGGAAUAUGGUCAGGUAUAACUGAUGGCCUGCCCCUAUGGGAGAAUCAAGGUUAAUCAACAAAAAAAUAUUUUUCUUAUAAAAGUGACUGUAAUUUACCUAUUGGAGUUUUUUCAUAAUAUUUCGAGAAUCAAAAACCCCUUUUACAUGCGCUCUUAAUAAAGAAGUGCAGUUCUACAAAAUGAAAGAAAUAGGCGAAGUCGAAGCAUUGGAUAGGUCCAUAAGAGGUUUUAACGCUUCCAUUGAAAUCAUUCAGCAAGGUAAAAAUGUCAUCAUUGGAGGAUUUUGGGAUGGGAGAUUGACUAUUCAAAAGCACCACACAAAGGAAAGCAACCAUAAAUGGGUGCACUAUUCGACUAUUACUUGUACAGAUGUAGAUAUAGAUGAAAGAGUAGUUGUAACUGGAGGAAAAGAUGGAGACGUCGUCGUCUGGCAGAUUGAUAAUGAUAAUCUCCACCACCUUUGGCAUUUCUUUAAUCAUGAUGAACAAGUCACCUUUGUCACUAUCUGUCAAGAGCUCCAUACCUUUGCAAGCUGCUCUCUCGACGGAACUUGCAAUAUUUACUCUUUAACUAAAGGCAGAUUACUACGGGUUAUCAAUAUCGCAAAUAAUAUCCCUAUAUCUAUAGUAAAAUUCUCUACAUCAGCCCCUGCUAAGGUGAUUCUUUUUUCAUCAGAAGAAAACAUGUUUUAUUCUUAUGCUGUAAAUGGUGCCCAGCUUCAUAGAAAUAAUGAAAGAUGUAAAUUUGUGAAUAGCCCAAUGAUAGUAAAAGACAUGAAUUUUAGAGACUUUUUGAUUUAUGGAACUGAAAGUGGUGACAUUGUAAUCAGAUAUGCUGGGACUUUAGAAGUAUUGAGAAGAUUUACAUUGUCUGGAGGAAUUCCUGUGAUUUCUUUGAUCGCUACAAGAGACUUAAAGUUUUUGCUAUUUGGCUGUGCAGAUGGAGAACUAGGGGUUUUAACUGACCCAGCCGCCACUUUUGCGACGCUAGAAAAGCAGUGACAGCUUAAUGUUUUCAGUCUUGUGUAA
Messenger RNA from Blepharisma stoltei, 7222 nucleotides. NCBI's taxonomy places the organism in Eukaryota, Ciliophora, Heterotrichea, Heterotrichida, Blepharismidae. The record is from the annotation of a GenBank genome assembly.